AUGUCGGAUCCAGCACCGGCUGAAGCCGGCCCGCUCGAAGCAGACAAUGGAGAGGAGAAUGAUACCAAUGAUGACAGCGAUUCGGCCAUGGGAGUGUCUGUGCUCGGGUCAUCUGCGUCCAUGACUAGCAGCAUCAUGCGUUACCGCGAAGAAAAUGGAAGAACAUAUCACGCAUAUCGAGAAGGCAGAUAUGUUUUGCCGAACGACGCGCUAUUUGUAUCACCGGCUGGUCGCGACAAGCCUUUGAAGAGAGUAUUGGAUGCAGGAACCGGGACUGGAAUUUGGGCAAUGGACUUCGCCGAUGAUCACCAAGAAACUUUGAUUACUGGCGUUGACUUAAGCCCAAUACAACCGCCUUUUGUACCUCCCAACGUCACAUUCUACAUUGACGACCUGGAGGAUGACUGGACAUACUCCUACAAAUUCGACUUCGUCUUUGGUCGAAUGCUCACAGGCUCAAUAGCAGACUGGCCGAGGUUCAUCCGCCAAAGCUACGAAAACCUCGCGCCAGGGGGCUGGAUCGAGUUGUCCGACAUCCUCUUAGACCUCCAAAGCGACGACGGAACAGUCACCCAAGAGUGCGCAACUCAAAAGUGGGCAGGGCACAUGCUCGAGGCGGCAGCGAUAUGGAAGCGGCCGCUAGACAGCUGCAAAUUCUACAAGGAGCAGCUCGCGGAAGCGGGGUUCACUAAUAUCGAGGAAAAGAUUUACAAAUGGCCGUCGAACCCGUGGCCGAAAGAUCCAAAGUAUAAGGAGCUAGGCGUGUGGACGUACGAGAACCUAGGGAAUGGUUUGUCUGGACUUAGUUUGGCUCUUUUCACUCGGGCUCUUGGGUGGUCUGCUGAGCAGCUUGAGGUCUUUUUGGUGGAUGCCAGGAAAGACAUGAGAGACAGGUCUAUACACGGAUGGUGGCCAGUGUAA
Colletotrichum phormii is the source of this 921-nucleotide messenger RNA. RefSeq names its product methyltransferase domain-containing protein. The record is from RefSeq and is a predicted model, not a curated record. Lineage: Eukaryota; Fungi; Ascomycota; Sordariomycetes; Glomerellales; Glomerellaceae. The transcript is spliced from 10 exons. The coding region runs from base 1 to 921 and encodes 306 amino acids.